GGUGAGAGAAGAGCAGGUGUGAUCAAACAGAAUCCAUAAAUCAUGACAAUAGUCAUGAUUUAUGCCUGUCUCAGGCAGUGUUGAAGUGCACCUUUAUCACAGACACAGCAUCAUCUCCAUCAUCAUCAUCACCAUACAGAUGAUGUAAUGACCUCUUACCAGCUCAGUGCAUGUUAUUUGAUUCACAUAACUCGAGAGGAAGAAACGCUUUUAUGAGCUGUAUCGUCCUCUCAUCAUCUUAUUCAUCAUUUCAAUCAUUUCCAGGCUCUAAUAAUAUAAACUAAUACUGGGGAACUCACCGGAUCAAGUACCAGAUAUACAGUUAGAGUUGUUUACACAAAUAAAAAAAAAAAGAAAAGAAAAUGAAUGAGUCAAUACUUAAAGAUGAAAACACUGCCUCCUAGCGUCAAUUUGUGUUAAUACCACCAAAUCCAUGAAGGACAGAGUGAUAAAUGAGUUCAGUUUUUGUCAAGAUUAAUAGAUAUAUUGCAGAAUAUUUAUUUGCUGAAAUAGUUUGUUUGAAUUUUUCUCUUAUUUAAAGAUCAAGUCAUCACUCUGGUCACUUCAGGCAUUUAUUCAUUGUUUGCAAAAUCCAAACCAAACAAAACCAAAUACAAGUUAUUAAUGUGGAGUGAAUACAAAUGUUUACAGCAUGUUCUGUGUUGCAGAGAUGGUGAUUAGAAAAAAGGUGGCAGUGUUUACAGUCACUUCUGGUCAUUUUCACACUCAUUGUGGCUUUUAUGUUAGUUCCUGAUUUUACAUCUUUUUUUGAACACUUCUUUAAAAACCUCACAGCCAAAGAACUGACUGCUCGACAAACAUCAUGAAAAUACUCCCUUAAACUUCACUCUCUUUCGACAAAGAUGGCUGGGACUCUGACUUUUCUUCUCGUUUGUUCUCUGCUGCAGGGUGCUCUGUGUGAAAAGUGGCCAGUCAAAAUGCCACAGAAUAUAAAUGUCUUGAGAGGAUCCUGUGUGACCAUCCCCUGCUCCUUUGAUAUAGAGAACAAGCAUGAAAAUGACUUAGGUCAUACAUGUAAAGCAUAUUGGACUUAUUCACAUCCAAUUAGUGGUGAAAAUGCAAAACUAAAGCCAACUAAAGACAUGACAGGAGAUCUAACAAAGAAAGACUGCACCACAACUUUCAAUAAUACACGUCUCCUUCAAAGUACUAAAUAUUACUUCAGACUGGAGUGUAAUAAUGACCUGAAAUUCACUUUUACACAAGCUGGUGUGGAUAUUUCAGUAAAAGAUGAUCCUCCCUCUCCGACUCUGACUCCAUCCACACUGGAGGUGAAGGAGGGAACCUCAGUGAGUCUGACGUGCUCUGCUCCAGCUCCAUGUUGGUCUCAUCCUCCAGCUCUGACAUGGACCCCUAACCUGGGUCAGAGUCAGGAGACACUGCAGGAGAAUCAGGACAAAACUAAAGUCAAGUCCUCGGUUAUGAAUUUCACUGCUUCUCACCUCCAUCAUGGAAAUAAAAUCUCCUGCACUGCUGUCUACAGGAAACAAGAUGGUAGCCCUAAUGUCACUGCUGAAACAAGUUUAAUUCCUGUUAUUUCAUAUUCACCGAAAAACAUCACAGUUUCAGUCAGUCCCUCUGGUCCAGUACCAGAGAACAGCAACAUGACUCUGACCUGCAGCAGUAAUGCCAACCCAGCAGUAGAAAACUACACCUGGUACAGAGCUGAUGGAGACCAGGAGGCUCUCAUUGGGACUGGAAGCUCUUUUAAUGUUGCUGUUUCAAAAGUCAAAAGUACAUUUUUCUGCAAGGCUACAAAUGCACUUGGAUGUGAACGAUCAAGAAACCUACAAAUACAUGUUCAAUAUUCACCUAAAAAUAUCACAGUUUCAGUCAGUCCUUCUGGUCCAGUACCAGAGAACAGCAAUGUGACUCUGACCUGCAGCAGUAAUGCCAACCCAGCAGUAGAAAACUACGUGUGGUUCAGAGCUGAUGGAGACCAGGAGAAUUUUAUUGGGACAGGAAUGAGUUUAAAUAUUAAAGUCUCCAGAGACAGAAGAAGAUUUUUCUGCAAGGCUGAAAAUGAGAUCGGAGUUGGACGUUCCAACCUGACUCACCUUGAUGUUCAGUAUUGUGAAACACAUUGUGGAUUUUACAGUGGAGUCCUUCCUUGGGUCCUUGCUGGUGUGUUUUUCAGUAUCAGUGUGAUCUGUGCAGCUUUCCUUUGUAAAGUACAAAAGAAUGUGAAGCCACAAGAAGAGGACAGAACUUACAUGUCGCUGAAUCGUAGAAAUGUCGGCUCUUCAGAGUAUGAUGUCAUUAACACAGCUCCAAAGUGACCUUCACUGA
This is a messenger RNA of Oreochromis niloticus (Nile tilapia), 2310 nucleotides long. Its product is annotated as B-cell receptor CD22-like. The record is from RefSeq and is a predicted model, not a curated record. NCBI's taxonomy places the organism in Eukaryota, Metazoa, Chordata, Actinopteri, Cichliformes, Cichlidae. The transcript has 8 exons. Bases 864 to 2300 code for a protein of 478 amino acids.